AUGACGGCUCGUUGUUUCGACCACCGCGCCAUCAAUUUCGUGGCGACGCGGUGGAUUCUUGCUGACCCCACCUUCUCCCUCCAUCUCUUGCUUCCCCCCUCCCACAGCCAGGGUCUUGUUGCCAUGGAAGGCCAGCAGGCUGACGAGGACACGCCUCAGGCUGGCUCAGAUGAGCCACCGUUACCGCCGAAAGCCACAGAGCCACGCUCGGGGCUUGAUUUUCUUAGAGGUUCCGCUGCUCCAGUAACACCGGAUCCACCUAGGUAUACCGUAGAUGAUUCUGCAGUUAAAGACACGCCCACGGCCACACCUGAAGAGUCUCCCCAGGAGGCCGCCUUCACUAUACCCCCGGCUGUUGCUUCUUGCAGCAAAGAUCCCCAACCAACCGCGCCAAGUCCCACACCAAGCACCGUGCGGGUGUCCGUUGGUCCUCCGUCGGCUACCUCCACACCGAAGAGAGCGCGUUCAAGGAAGUGGGCGCAGCAUACCCUGCUCGUCGGAGGCCGCCGACUUUCUGCUUCGAACACUCCGGCUGAUCCACCACCUGCUGCAUCUGCACCGCCAGAGGAAGAUGUGUUCCCGAUCCGCGCGGACACCGGCUCGCCCGCCCUCACCAAGGCGCAGCUGCAGGAGCAGAUGUUCCUGGAGGCCAGCAUCAUGUACGAUACGAGGUGGUCGGGACAGUUCUCCUGGCUUGUGUUCGGAAAAACCAAGGAUGGGUUUCCCUAUGUGAAGUGCAGUGUCUGCAUGGCCUACGGGAAGGAGAACACGAGGUACGCGAGGCAGGGUGAUGACGGAGGCCGUGACAUGCAGACGCAGGCGUUUCGCGCACACGAGCACACGGACGUGCACAAAGUGGCUGUUGACCGGCAGCUGAAGAUUGCGAGAGGCGUCCGCGAGGGGCAGCAAGUGAUUUCGAACUUCAUCAACUCGGACGUCGAGGGCAGGCGCGCCGUCCGACUGUUGCGGGAGGCGUUGGCUGUUAAGGACGCGGCGACGUCCAACCCCGACCUCAGCAUGGUGGACAAGGUGGUGCGCACCGUGGCGGCAAAACUAGGAGAUUCUUCAGUCUGGAGCCAACGGUUCAAGUACCUGCAGCGUGUGAUCUACAACACUAACCUCGAAGUCCAGGGGAUCCACACGGUUCGCUGGCUCUCACGUGGAGAUGCGGUGCGACGGCUGUGCAAGGUGCUCGGUGCGUGUAUCGUUCUUCUCUGGGAGCGGAGUCACAAGGUGUACGAGAUCGUCACGUGCUACAAGUUCCAGUUUUGCCUGUUCUUCCUCGCCGACAUCCUCGCCGACAUGAACGACCUCAACCGCUGUUUCCAGAAGCGAGAUAUUGAUGUGACGGAGAUUGCGAAGACCAUCGAGGCCACCACGGCGGAUCUGACUGAGCGGUAUUUGGAUACCGACAAGCAGUUCGGUGGCGAGGGCAAGUGCUGGCUGGUCGGCUUUCUGAAGCUGCACGGGCAUGGUGGAGGCAAGAAGGUCCGUGUGAGAGGCGUGGACGGGGAGGGACGCCCAGUGAACCAUCUGUACACCAUGCACGAGCGGAAGCUCCCGGGGCACAAGGUGGGGAGCAGAUACGAGGAGUGCGUGAAGCUGUGCCGCAGUUUCGCCCGCGAUUGCGUGGACAAUCUCAACGAGCGGCUUAAUGACCUGGGGAAGCUGGGGCCGACGAAGCUGUUUCGGGCCGGAAUGUGGCCGAAGAUCAAGGCACAACGGGAGAAGAAGUGCCGUGAGUGGCUUCUGGGAUGCAGCAAACUCUUCCGCCACAAGCUGCCGGGAUUCGACCUCAAGGCCGCAGAGAGGGAGCUUCCCACAUUCUGUGCGAUCAUGGAGGCGCACCACGAGCUGGAAUGCUUCACGCAGGGACUGACCAACAUUCUCGGGAGCGCGGACUCGAAGAGGUAUGUCCCCGUAGUGUGA
This is a messenger RNA of Closterium sp. Naga37s-1, 1929 nucleotides long. The record is from the annotation of a GenBank genome assembly. Lineage: Eukaryota; Viridiplantae; Streptophyta; Zygnematophyceae; Desmidiales; Closteriaceae.